This is a messenger RNA of Knipowitschia caucasica, 2259 nucleotides long. The record is from the annotation of a GenBank genome assembly. NCBI's taxonomy places the organism in Eukaryota, Metazoa, Chordata, Actinopteri, Gobiiformes, Gobiidae.
AUGCCUCCCAAGAAGCAGCUGAAGGCAAAAGGAGUGAAUGUGUCCAGCUCCUUAGACCUGGAGUCGGAGGACAUCAGCCUGGAGACCACUGUCCCCACAGCGGAGGAGGUGUCUUCCUCAGAUGAACUCCGGGAGGGCUCUCAGAGGGUCACCCGGCAGGUGCUGGAGAGGAAGGAGCUGCUGCACAACCUCCAGCUGCUUAAGAUUGAGCUGUCCCGGAAAACCCUGCUCCUGGACAACAUGAAGGCUGACCACAUGACGAAGGUUGAAGAAUUGGAGGAGAGACUGAAUGAUGCUCUACACCAGAAACAAGUGUUGUCUCUCAGGCUUGACAGUCAGCUGAAACUUGCUCAAGAGGAAAACAAUAAGCAGCAGGUACUGCGUAAGCAGGAAAUGGAGACCAUCAUGAUGAGGCAAAAGCAACUGGAGGAGACCAACAGACAGCUGUGUGACAAGGCUGGAGAGCUUCGUCGUUCUCUAAGAAGUCUGGAUAUCUCCCGGGACAGAUACCAGGAUCUAAAGACUUUACCAGAAGAUAAGAUGACCAUACAAGAAUAUGUUUCUGUGCUUUUCUAUGAUGCUGUGAAUCCUCUGCGGACUCAAGUGACAGAGCUCAGUCUAAAAAAUGGCAGUUUAAACAAGGAGCUUGAUGUACAUCGGACACAGUUGAAGUCAUUAAUGGAGAGCUAUGAGGAGGAGCGACGUCUUCGAGCUGAGCUUGAGAUUCGGUGCCAAAAGCUGACCCUUGAUUUGGCUGACACUAAACAACUAAUUCAGGAGGGAGACUACCGCAAGGAAAACUACCCAACCAUCAGACGUGAGAGAGACCAGCUGGAUGUGGAAUUGAAGGAGUUGAAAAGGAAAUAUGAGAGCCUUGAUUUAACGCACACUGCUCUUAACAGAGAGAGAGACACACUCAACAAACAGGUGGCGAUAUUGCAGCAGUCAGCGACCCUGCUGCAGAAGGAUAAGGAGUACCUUCACAGACAGAACAUGGAGCUGAGUGUCCGCUGUGCACAUGAGGAGGACCGCCUGGAGAGGCUGCAGGUUCAAUUAGAAGACUCGAAGAAGGCCAGAGAGGAGGCGUAUGAGAAAUAUGUGACAUCCAGAGACAUUUACAAGUCUGAAUAUGAGACUAAGUUGAGGGACGAGCUGGAGAACAUCAGGCUGAAAACUGGACAUGAGAUAGAAAGCCUUCAGAGAGCCUCCAGGGAGAUGUACGAACGGGAAAACCGGAACCUGCGUGAAGCCAGAGACAUGGCGCUGCUGGAGAGAGACCGAGCGAUGGCAGCUGAGAGGGACUCGCAGUCCAGAUACGACCAGCUGCUGGAGCAGUUCAGACAGCUGCAGCUGGGAACAGACAACAGAGUGGCAGAGCUGUCCAAUCAGGCCAAACUUCACGCCUUUGAGGCUGAGCGUGCAGAGAUGGUCAAAGAGGAGACGGCGCAGGCCCUGGCCCUGUGCCAGCUGGAGUGUGAGAAACUGCACAAGAAACAAGAGGUCCUGACACAGGAGUUUUACCGGCUGCAGACGUCCUCUGAGAAGCGUGUGACGGAGCUGCAUGCGCAGACAGCGGAGCAGGCGGCUCGACUGCAGACCUACGAGAGACUGGAGCAGGAGCUGGACCAGGUCACCCUGCAGGCGGCCGAGAUGGGGGAUGAAGAGGAGGCUGAGAGAGUGCUGUUUUCUUAUGGCUAUGGCGCCAACGUCCCCACAACAGCAAAACGGAGGCUAAAACAAAGCGUUCACUUAGCCCGCAGGGUGCUGCAGCUCGAGAGGGAGAACACUGCACUGAGGACAGAACUGGACUCAAACCGGACGCAGGCGGGACACGUGUCUGAGGAGCUUUUGGCAGCCAAUCAACUAUUACAGCAGACACAGCAGCCCUACAGCUACCUGAUCGAGACGGUGAAACUGCGAGAGGCUCGAAUCUGCACUUUGAAGCAGCGGGUGGCGUCACUCGAGGACAAUGUCAACUCUUUGAGGAGAGAGAAGUCUACAUUGCAGCAAGUGAAAAACAACAUGGCUGCUGAUCUGGAGAGGCUCCUCAACCAUCGGGAGGAGUUGGCUGUAAUGAAGCGGGUCCUGAUCAGCAUGAGGUCUGGACAGAUGGAGGAGUCGAACCUGCUGCGAGCAGAUAAAGCCUCCACCAGAGGGACGCAGCAGGCCAAAGGGUCGCCCCACAAACCCAAACCCACAGUGUUUACCAAGAAAGAAGUAUCUGGACGGCACACCAAAAAACCAGAAAAACCUAAAUGA